Messenger RNA from Limulus polyphemus (Atlantic horseshoe crab), 1315 nucleotides. RefSeq lists its product as uncharacterized. The record is from RefSeq and is a predicted model, not a curated record. The transcript has 4 exons. NCBI's taxonomy places the organism in Eukaryota, Metazoa, Arthropoda, Merostomata, Xiphosura, Limulidae. The coding region runs from base 1 to 357 and encodes 118 amino acids.
AUGACAGGAGUACAACUUGUUGCCGGCCUCUUUCCAGAUGAUUGUGUUCCAAACCAACCUGGCCAAGGCUAUUUUCCGGGAGGCAGGUUAGAUAGAGAUUCCUUGAACAAUUUUAUGAAGGAAAUAAAGAAACAUCCCUACUUGACUGAUGAAGAUGCAGCUUGCUUGGCAGCAGCUCGACUAACGGAGCAGCAUGAACAUAGCCGAAUGUGGUACCGAGUUGGAGCGGUUCGAAGCAUAAGUGGGGGCAGGAAAACAAAACCUCGUUUGAGCCAUAAGCUGCACCAGCAAUGCAAGGAGAUGAUCCGUGAACUGAUGGUGUUGAGUGAUGAAGAAAAUUCCAUUUCAAAGGUUUAGUCAAUCUUAGCGUUUUGUCAGUGAAAUUUCUCCUCCAUUUGUUUUUUAUGCCCCUGGUGACUUACUUUUCUUGCAUGUCUUGGAUAAUGCAUUGCUUGGUAUCCUUUGUUUCCUUCAUAUUUAUUGUGAUGUACUGAAUGGAUUUGUUGACACUAACUCAAAACCUCCAAAACAUAUUCUUAAUAUUUAUUACGUUUCAGUAUCAAAAUUUACAUACAUUGAAUCAAUGGCGAUUUAGGAAUUGGUCAUUCCAGUUCUUUCAAAUAAUGCUGUAAAAUAUUUAUUUUGGAUCAUUGUUUGAUGAUUUUUAAUAUAUUCAAAUUAAUCCACAUGGUAAAUACAUUUAUAAGGUAAUGUUGCAAAGUUGUUGUUGUUGUUUUGAGGUAUUAUUGCAUGGUGAUCAUUGGGCAUGAAUCAGUAAUUUUCUGGUGCUCUAUUUUAAUUAAUUGCAUUGUGUAACCUUAAAACUAUAAGGUCUAAUACUGGUAACAUCCCAUUAGAUUAAUUUUCAUUCAAGGAACUACUUAACAAUAUCUGCAUGAAUUUUUGUGUAACCAUUUAAGUGAUCUUGUACUUUUCUGAAGAUCGUUAUCUGCUCAUGAUAUUAUAUGUGUAUUAGAAACGUUAUAAUUAAAAUUAUUUUAAAGUUUUUUUAAUAUACACUUAAAUAUGUUACAUUUUUCUUUUGUCAGAUAUUGUAAAUGAUGUUUUAAAAUUAAGAAAUUCAAAGUUUACAGGUGAAUCUCUAUAAACUGCAGGAAAAUGUUAGUUUUGGAAGCCAAUUCAUUUUUAUUGUGAUAAUAUUAGAUGUACACGUACUUCUGCUUUUAGCCAAUUCUCUUGCCUGCUGUGGUUACUAUACCAAAAAUAUCUACAUCAUACGUUAAGAAAACAAGACCAAUAAAAAGGAACGUCGAGAGCCAGCACGGGCCCCGGGGCAAACAUCCUCGCCGGGCCU